Messenger RNA from Penicillium lagena, 2049 nucleotides. RefSeq names its product ankyrin repeat domain-containing protein. The transcript has a single exon. The record is from RefSeq and is a predicted model, not a curated record. Gene Ontology annotation, molecular function: protein binding. The coding region runs from base 1 to 2049 and encodes 682 amino acids. Lineage: Eukaryota; Fungi; Ascomycota; Eurotiomycetes; Eurotiales; Aspergillaceae.
AUGGCUAGUUCCGUAACGGGACUCCUCGAUCUCCCCAACGAACUCCUCUUGGAAAUUACCCAACUUCUGGAAUAUGGCUGGGAUCUAACGGCGUUUGGCGUGGCCAAUCGCCGACUCUAUGGGAUCGUCGACGCAUGCCUCUACCAGCAAACACUUCCUACCUGCAGCAACGCAGUAUUGCGCUGGAUUGCUGAGAAAGGCAAUGAAGAUGCAUUUGUCAAAUGCCUUAAGGCGGAUAUCCUCGCAUAUGUGGACAAACCCAUCAUCACGGCAGCGUUGCGGACAGCAAUAUAUUUUGGACGCGAUCGAAUAGUUGAACAUCUCAUUAAGAAUGGCAUCACUUCCAUUCACGAUGAGGAGGAAACCGAUCGCUUUGCUGCCGGGCGCCACUACUACGAUACCCCGCUUUGUCGCGCUGUGAACGAGGGACGCAUAGCUGUAGCACGGGUCCUGGCUGCGCAUGGGGUCAACAGUUUUUAUUAUCCAAUAAACAGGGAGCUGCUAACGCUUGCUGCAUCGAAGGGAGAUCUUGCGAUGAUGAAGUACCUUAUGAAGGAAGCAGGCUUGGACCCGAAGAAACAAAGCCUCGGUGCAUUGGCCGUCGCCGCUAGAUCGGCCCAGACGCGAGCCACAGAGCUCUUGCUCGAACAGGGAGCAAAUCCAAACCUAUAUAUCGAACGUGAGGGAUUGCCCCUUAGGAUUGCAGCUGAGCAAGGUCAUGUCGAAAUUGUUCGUCUUUUGCUUGCAUACGGCACCAACGUGAAUCCCGCUCCAGCUCACCAUGAGCUUCCUAUCUACUCGGCAAUGAGCACAUAUAAAAGAAACAGGGCAAGCAGAGUGGUCAUUACAAACCUCAUUGCCAAUCAUAUGAAUCUCAAUCUGCUUCGGACAGGAGACGACAACCGAGUGACGCUUCUAACGAUUGCCGCCGCGCUAGGUAGAGAUGAGCUCGUCCAAGAGCUACUGCAGGAAGGUUGCUAUCCAAAUCAUAAAUGGACAGAAGGGGAUCUCUAUUACCACCUAGGGUCUCAAGGACCCCUCGAAUGGGCUGCUGAGGCAGGGCACGACUCAGUAGUGAAGAUACUACUCCAGCACGGGGUCAUUGGGAAUGAUCGAAAGCCUUUAGCACGUGCUAUCCAAUAUGGACAUCCACAGGUUGCCAAAGUCCUACUUGAUAGAUACUUGGAGGAUUAUCGCAGAACAAGCUGGUUUAACGAACUUUUGCUUUCCGCAUUAGAGCAUGAUGCAUGCUUCGAGCUCCUACUAGACCACGGGGCUAAUCCUACCAACGUCGUGAAAGAGGGAGAGUAUUUGAUCCAACAUGUGCUCGAGUCAGGACGUCUAUCACUAGCCCAAACGUUACUCCAUCGAGGAUUCCCGCUCAAAUUUCCGCCCUUAACUCAAGGGAAUAGAGAAAGAUCCAUCUUGUUAUCCGCUAGUCGUGGAGGUGUGGCGAUGCUCGAAAUCCUUUUCCAAAACGGACUUGAUCUACUAUCCGUGGAAGACGAUGAUAUACAACUCGCAAUAAGUGACGCAAUUCGACGAGAAGAUGUUUCUGUCGCUAGCUUUUUCUUAAAUCGAGGCUUCACAGUCCCUUGUGACGACCGGCUUCCGGAGUGCAUCAACCAUUCCGCCCGCCUCAAAGGUUCCGAUAGCCCCACUGAAAUGUUACUUGAUACGUUAUUAAGAAGUGGGGUAGACAUUAACGCUCGAGAUGAGCACCAGCGCACCUGUAUCUGGGACGCUAUCACUCUUUACUAUCCCAAUCAACUGAACGUCCUUCUGCAAAGGGGUGCAGACCCCCGUCUUCAGGACGAAAAUGGAGAUAGUCCUUUGAAAUUUGCCGCAACACGAACCCCGCCGCUCAUUGUGUACGUCAAAUGCGUUCAAAUCCUCCUUGAAUGGAUUGUUCUCCAUUGGGCUGAGCUAUCGGGUGAGGAGAUUUACCAGCAGGUUUCAAAAGCAAAAGCUGGAGCAGUGAGGAAGAAUAAUCGAAGGAUAGUUCGAAUGCUGCAGCGAUUUCAACGCGUUCAUUUCGAUUCAGUGUGA